This is a messenger RNA of Vitrella brassicaformis, 3651 nucleotides long. The record is from the annotation of a GenBank genome assembly. NCBI's taxonomy places the organism in Eukaryota, Vitrellaceae.
GGGGCCAAUGACGGCGACACCAUGAUUGUCACGCACACGGGGUGGAGGAGAGCUGUCGGCCGCCUGGGCGGGGAGGAGAGCCCCAAGGAGCUGAAGGAGAGGGUCAUCAUCGGGGUGUACAUGCAGGCCCUGCAGACCCUACACCAGGUGAGAGCGGGGGGAGAUUGAUGCGGUCGGUCGGUCGGUCGGUUCGUGUGUGUGGAUGGGGUGGGAUGCGUGUGUACGUAUUUGUGUCAGAUGGGUAUCAUAGACGACCACCUGAUGCGAUACGGCAGCAUCGCACGCCAGCACUGGGAGAAGAAACGCAGGAAGUAUGGCCAAGCCAUCACUCUGCCACGAAAGGUACGUCGUAGACACGAAGGUCAUCGAAACCCCAUCCCAUCUGCCUUUCAUCCUUUCCGCCUCUCUCUCAGCCUCCGCUUUGCACAUCGUGGCCUGAUGGCAUCCUCCCGCACCACUUCGCCCCCUCCCCACCCCCAGCCCCCUCCUCGCUCCCCUCUCUGCUGCUGCACACGCUGUCAUUCUCGCCACCAGGCAGCCUGCUGCACUUCCCUGACUACGGCGGCCUCAUGGGUCGCUACAGAAUGGCGGAUGGGGUGAAGCACAGGAGAAUUGUCACGCCGGUGGGGAUUGUGAUGGCGGCUGGGCUCGUCGGGGGCGAGAGCAUGGUGCUGGACGGGCUGUUCUACCCGAUGAACAACGAGGCGUUUGGCGUGGAGGUGAGGCGAGAGGCCGAGGUCAGCGUCACGAUAGAGUAAGCGCGGAAGCUGCAGGUGGGUGGGUGGGAUGGUGGGCAUGGAUGUGUGCAUCCGGAUCGGUGCGUGGGUGUCAUUGCAGGUGUGGACCAACAAGAGCUGCCGCCUUCUCGAUGUCAAGAACUUCAUCCAUUGGGGGGGCCAGGGCCAGCAGCACCCGACCAACAUCAACUCACUAAUGGAUGUCGACGCCUCAACCGACCGUGACCCCCAUCUUCCCCCUUUCGCCUUUGCGGCCCCUCUCGACUCAUCUGGCAAGGCCAUCGACUGGCGAUUCGUCGACGCAGCGCUGGAAUACAUCAACAUGUAGGGAAAGAAGCUGCCGUGCGGGUGCUUUUUCUCUACACACACUGCGCCACGUGUGUUGUCAUUCAGGUACGAGAGCCAGACGAGGCGUCAGGGGCGGAUGGCCGUACCCAGCAUGGUGGCGGUGAGGGCGGCGUCCCACGGGCCGGCAGCCGCCAUGCUGGAGGCUCUGGGCUCACGCAAUGGCGAGGAGCAGAUGGCCCUGUCGCCUUCCAAGCGGACCAAAGCCCGGCGCUACAGAUGGCACACGUGGGCGAGGAGGGAGGGAAGGAGAACGUCAGGAGGGAUACAUACCCAUUUGUGUGUUGCUGCGUUGGGUGUGUUGGUGUCUGUCUGUCAGUGUGAGGGGCAUUGUUGAGAACGAGAACGCAUCCACUUUUGCUGUGGAGGAUGGCCAGACGCUGCAGCAGUACUGCGCUCAAUCAUGGUAAGCCGGACGGACACACAGCCAGAGAGUGCCCGCGCUACACGGCUGCGCUGCAGUUGCGUGUUGUGUUUGUGCCUGUGAGCAGCAAGCACAUGACUGAGCGCUUCGAUGCACCGUUCCUCGUAGAGGCAGACCAAUUCAGAGGGGUGGGUGUGGAGAGAAGAGACGCUCGCUCACUCAUAUCUGGUAAUACUUGUGUUGUGUGGUUGCUGACAGGGCACUCGCAGUUUGUUGUAUGAGGAGGAGAAGCUGCGCCCGACAUCACAGCUGCGGAAGGACCGCUACCACCCACCAGAGCUGCUCAAACUCCUGCCACUUACCGCACCCAUGGUAUACACACCGAGAGAGAGAGGAAGAUGGCGAGACGACUCUCCACCCAUUGCUGCCUCUAAUGUCUGCAGGCCGAAUCGCUGACGUGGCUGCCCUCCCUCCUGUACCUGAUAGAAGUGCAGCAGGCCAUACAGGAGUUCCGCCACACCCUGCUCUCACGCCUCAACGACCGACUCAGCUCAGUCGACCAGACCCAGGCAGCGAUCCAUCUCGACUAUGGCCGCCUCGUCGAGGCGUUGACGUGCCCCCUGCUCAACUCGCAGAUUGGGGCGACCAAGGACGUCUUGGUCGACUGGCGGGCUCCCGCUGAUCUGCGCCCGAGUGGGUGUCGGUCAGACUACCAACGACUAGAGGUGCGUGCAGCCGGCUGGCUGGCCUUCUGCUUGUGUUUGUGGUGGUGGUCACGUUGAGAUGGCGUCUGUGUUGUCUUGAGUUGUGUUGAGUGCAGUGGUUGGGGGAUGCCGUGCUGAAGUUCCUUGCCAACCUUGGCGCCUACCACGCGUGCGAGGGCCGCGGGGAGGGGCCCAUGACGUCACUGUCCAGCCAGAUGAAGGCCAACGAAUACCUCCGCAAGUACGUGAGAGCACGGGAAUCUUCGUGCUUGCGUGUGCGUGCAUCUUUCCUGCAUCCAGGAUGUGCAAGGAGCACCGCUUCUACGAGUACACGUGGGCCCAGCCGUUCAGCCGCAGGCGGACAGUCGAGUCUACCCGAGCACAGACCAUCGGCGACAAGACACUCGCCGACAUUGUCGAAUCCAUCAUGGGGGCCAUCUACCUCUCCAACAUACACCACGAUGACACCAAGAUAGAGGUGCGCACACCCCCACCCCCCCUCCACACACACAGAGAGAGAGCAGGUGUCGUAUGGCUGCAUGACUUGCAGGUCGAUGAUGUCGCUAACGAUGCCCCUGACUACCAGCGGGGCGUAACAGCUGUAGCCGCCUUUGUCGACACCUUCCUCCACAUGGACGACAUGCCCUGCCUGCUGCCGCUGCUCUAUGCGCCGACGGCCAACGAUACGGCGAUGGCCAACGGUGCUGGGGAAGCGCGUGAUUUGGGGCCGAUCGAGGCCAUGUGGGGGCGGCAGUUCCACGACCAAGGCCUGCUGAGGAAGGCGCUCACGAGCCGCUCGUGCGUUGGUGCGGGUGUGUCGAGUGCCGCCCAGACGAACGAGGAGCUAGAGUUCGUCGGCGAUGCCGUGCUGGAGGUCCUCGUGUGCCAUCAGAUCUUCUUCGACGACACGCCGGCCGCCCCGUCGGCCGCCGGCGAGCUGAUAUCCGUCGACCCCCUAGAUACGGAAGAAGGUACACCACCCAUACAGGCACACACAUGACGACCAUGGCAAGACGCCCUCUCUCAUCGUGCCUGCCAUGGUGAAUGGGCGUCUGUAGGUCGCCUCACCGAUCGAAAGAAGAGCUUGCUCUCCAACAGACACCUCUGCGAGCGGCUUCUGGCGCGCCUCCGUGACGCACCGUCCGGCCGUCUGUGCAUCAGCGACGUGCUGAGGGUGGGCAAUGCGGCGCAGCGUGAUCAUCUGAGGCAGCUGCAGAUGGACUGGGAGGCGAGGAGGGAGGAUUGGUCAGCGGGGCGUGAGGAGAGUGGCGUGAAGCAUGUGGGGGACCUCUAUGAGGCGCUGGUGGGCGCCACGUAUGUCGAUAGUGGCGGGGACCUGCUGGCCGUCUGGCGGGUGAUAAGUCCCGACACUUGUGUGUGUAGAUAGCCUAGCCCGUGGUCGGUGCGGGACAGGCGGGCAGUCUUGUAAGUAAACGAUUUUCCAUGAGUAAUAUGUAUGUAAUAUGAGGGAGCUCAUGAUAGAGUGUAUGCGCUUGGCCAC